UCCAAGUCGUGUCUGGUGUGGAUUGACAUUCGGUGACCACCUCGCUCGCGUCGCUCUGUUCAGUGUGGAUGCAGCUUGGGUUGCUAUUUUUUGAACGCGCCCCUGAUGGUCUUUGGUGCCAACAUGACGUUGUUAUUACGCACGUGCCAAACGGUUUUCUUCAUUAAUAAAAGCUAGGCGCGGUGUCUGUUUGCGACACUGUUGGUAGAUCUGGUUUGACAGAAGGCCUGAAUUUAAUAUAUCACUACUGUGAAAUAUAUUAACAUUUAGAAAUUCAGUAAUAAACCAUAAAAUACUCGGAAAUUGUACACUGCCGUUUUGAAUCUUAACAAGUUACUUCAGUAAAUCAGUAACAUUUUAAAACUUAAGCCAAGGCCAGACCGAGAUUGAUUAUAGGAAUGAGUAUAGAAAUCCCUGCAGGGCUGACGGAGCUGUUGCAGAGCUUUACCGUGGAGGUUUUGAGGAACCAGCCGGGAGAUCUAGUCGAGUUUGCCCUGCAGUAUUUCACCAAGCUGAAGGAAAGUCAAAGCAAAGAGGCAGCAGUUGGCCAUGAGCAAAACUCGGCGUUUAGACAUGGCAAGGGAGUCAACUUUGUCGAGGAGCCCAUGCAAACCGAUUCAGAAAACGGAGAGGAUGAGGAAGAUGAUGAGGAAUUCAUAGCCCCGGUUAUCAACAGAUUUACAAGAAGAGCAUCAGUUUGUGCUGAAGCCUUCAAUCCUGAUGAUGAUGAAGAUGAUGAUGAAGAUGCAGAACCCAAGAUUAUUUAUCCCAAAGCAGAUGAACAAAGAAUUAGACUGCAGGAAACAUGCAAAGAUAUUCUUCUGUUCAAAAACUUAGACACGGAACAGAUGUCUCAGGUAUUGGAUGCCAUGUUUGAGAGGCUAGUCAGUCCCGGUGAACACGUAAUUGACCAAGAUGAUGACGGAGAUAAUUUCUAUGUUAUUGAAAGAGGAACAUAUGACAUCAGUGUAAAAGUAGAUGGCAUUGAUUGCUGUAUUGGUACCUACAAUAACCAUGGAAGUUUUGGGGAGCUGGCCUUAAUGUACAAUACUCCAAGAGCAGCCACAAUCAUUGCUACCUCACCUGGUGCUUUAUGGGGUUUGGACAGGCUAACAUUCCGGAGAAUCAUUGUGAAAAACAAUGCCAAAAAGAAGAGAAUGUAUGAAAUAUUCAUUGAGACACUGCCAUUGCUUAAAUCACUAGAACCAUCUGAAAGAAUGAAAGUGGUUGAUGUAAUAGGAUCCAAAAUGUACAAAGAUGGAGAACGUAUUAUUGCUCAGGGAGAUUCGGCUGAUUCUUUUUAUAUUGUGGAAUCUGGAGAAGUAAAAAUAACUAUGAGAAGAACCAAGAGUCAACUUAAUGUGGAAGAAAAUGGUGCAGUAGAGAUCGCACGGUGUACAAGAGGACAGUACUUUGGAGAGCUAGCUCUGGUAACAAACAAACCGCGAGCUGCUUCAGCAUAUGCUGUGGGAAAUGUCAAAUGUUUAGUUAUGGAUGUGCAAGCUUUUGAACGAUUGUUGGGUCCAUGUAUGGACAUCAUGAAACGAAACAUCGUAAACUACGAGGAGCAGCUUGUUGAACUAUUUGGAACAAACAUGGACAUAUCUGACCCCACUGCAUGAAGAGACAACAAAAAGUACAAACAUGCAUCUUUUGGGAAGAAAAAACAAGGAGUUAGUCCAAGGAAACUGUCAUCUUUCUGUAGAUGCAAAGCAUUUCUGUAACUUCUAUUUUUUAUUAUUUUGCUUUUCGAGAAAUGUGAAAUACUAAACAAACAAUAGCAAUGUAGAAGUUAUUUAGGCAAAAAAAAAUAUUCAUACACUUCCAGGAUUCAUAGGGGAAUGCUUCAUAAAUUAACAGUUUUUUGUUUUCCUUUCCCCUGUAUUACCAGAAUUCAAGAACUAAUUCUUCAGAUUCUUUGAUUCUGUUUGGCAGGCUAAACCUUUGUUUUGUUUUCUUUAUAGUUUUUUGUUUUGUGUCAAGUUUAGAAUGACUUAGAUUUAUUUUAUUCCUUUGUCCAUGACCUAAUUUCAUUAUAAUUGCACUGUAAAUUGUCUUAGUUUUACAGUUUGCUUUGGGAAAUUAAAAAGGGUUAAUCCCAGAGAAAAAACUACUUUAGUUACAGUUAAUGUAUUUAUCAACAUGUAGACAUUAAUGUAUUAUAUAGGUUAAUCAUACUUGUUGAUCAAUUAAUUAAAAAGUCACAGUGAAAUAGAAAUUCUAAUACUCCACAUUGUCCAUGGCCAUUGAUUGUGUCAUUUAUUUUGUUCAUUUGUUUCCCCAAAACAUUCACGUACUUGAAAGCAAAUUUUUUAAAUUAUAUAUAUAUAUAUAUAAAAUUAAAAAAAUACAGUUCUUCUUAAAUGGAUUGUUUCGAUUAUACACAUUUUUCUCAUCACUAAUAUCAAACAGAUUUUGUGUUUUAAUAACAGUUAUUUGGUAGAUUAAGUUUAACAUUUGUUAAUUUACACCACAUACAAUCUUCAGUGGAAAAUGCUUUUCUUGGCUGUCUUUACCCAAUAAGUUUAACCCACACUUGCACUCCUAAUUAUACAAAUUAAUAAAUUCUGCCCUAGUUUCAGUAAGUGACACCCAAGUAAAAUGUAUUCUGUCUUUGCAGUUUUCCCCAUAGAACCAAUUAGAUUUUUAUUAGCAUACAUUUUAUUGUUAUGUGCACAUUCUCUGUCGGUUCCAAAAACAUUGUUUCCAAAACAAAUGUUUAUAAAAAAUAAUCUUUAGGUUGCAACACCUACAAUUUUAUUAUCUUCACUAUAGUAUAUUUUUAGAGCAACAAGGAUGGGCCCAAUACUAUUGACAGUAUUUUCAAACAUAAAUUGAAAGAAAGGUACACUAUUUCAAAUGUAUUAAAGGUCACAUGUAA
This is a messenger RNA of Acipenser ruthenus (sterlet), 2881 nucleotides long. RefSeq names its product cAMP-dependent protein kinase type II-beta regulatory subunit-like. The transcript has 12 exons. The record is from RefSeq and is a predicted model, not a curated record. Bases 399 to 1622 code for a protein of 407 amino acids. Gene Ontology annotation, biological process: regulation of protein phosphorylation. Gene Ontology annotation, cellular component: cAMP-dependent protein kinase complex. NCBI's taxonomy places the organism in Eukaryota, Metazoa, Chordata, Actinopteri, Acipenseriformes, Acipenseridae. Gene Ontology annotation, molecular function: cAMP-dependent protein kinase regulator activity.